AUGUCAUUUCGCAGCAACAACUCCUUCAUUCAGCCCUCUGAAUUCCAUCUCAUGUGCCUCCCUGGGAUCCGGAGCCAUCAACUCGGGUUCUCUGUUCUCCUGGCCCUGCUCUUAAUCGUGGCCCUAGGGGCCAAUGCUUUGCUCUUGCUGACCAUCCGGCUGGAGGAGUCUCUGCACCAGCCCAUGUACCACCUCCUCAGCCUCCUCUCCCUCCUGGACCUCGUUCUCUGUCUCACUGUCAUCCCCAAGAUCUUGGCCAUCUUCUGGUUUGGCUGGUGGUCCAUCAACUUUGAAGGCUGCUUAUUGCAGAUGCUCAUCAUGAACAGCUUCCUGGCCAUGGAGUCCUCUACCUUCUUGGUCAUGGCUUAUGACCGCUAUGUGGCCAUCUGCCACCCACUGCGGUACCCAUCCAUUGUCACUGACCACUUUGUUGCUAAAGCAGCCAUCUUCAUCGUGGCUCGCAACUUACUGCUCCUGGCGCCUGUGCCCAUCCUCUCUGCCCAGCUACACUACUGUGGGAACACCACCAUUAGGAACUGUUUUUGUGCCAACCUGUCUGUGUCACAGCUCUCCUGUGGAAAUAUUACCCUGAAUAAACUCUACCAGUUUGUGGUGGGUUGGACCCUGCUGGGCUCUGACCUGAUCCUCAUCAUCCUCUCCUACACCUUCAUCCUGCAUGCCGUGCUUCGUCUAAAGGCUGUGGGGGCAGUGGCCAAGGCCCUGAGCACCUGCGGAUCCUAUCUCAUCCUCAUCCUCUUCUUCAGCACCAUCCUGCUUGUCCUGGUCCUCACUAAUGUGGUCAAGGAGAAAGUCCAUGCCGACAUCCCCGUCCUCUUCAAUGUCCUGCACCAUAUCAUCCCUGCCGCCCUGAACCCCAUUGUCUAUGGGGUGCGGACCAAGGAGAUCAAGGAGGGGAUCCACAGGGUCCUGAGGAAGGAUCUGUUGCAGAUUGGUGAGCCCCAGGCUGCUUUCAUCAUGAAGCUGACCCUGGUGCCUGCCUCCGACCUUCCUGUUCUUCCAACUCAUUUUUUGCCAUCCAUGGAUUCCUUCAGGAGCCUAAACCCUCUGACAGAUGGCUACUUCAUAGUAUCUCUCCAAGAUGGCUUGACCAUUGAGGUGGCCUUGGAAAAAAACUUCCGCAAAGUGUUGCACAUGACAUUACUGCAUUACAUUGCUGGUGCAGUAUGA
This is a messenger RNA of Tachyglossus aculeatus (Australian echidna), 1188 nucleotides long. RefSeq names its product olfactory receptor 56A4-like. The transcript has 4 exons. Lineage: Eukaryota; Metazoa; Chordata; Mammalia; Monotremata; Tachyglossidae. Gene Ontology annotation, cellular component: membrane. Gene Ontology annotation, molecular function: G protein-coupled receptor activity; olfactory receptor activity. Gene Ontology annotation, biological process: G protein-coupled receptor signaling pathway. The coding region runs from base 1 to 1188 and encodes 395 amino acids. The record is from RefSeq and is a predicted model, not a curated record.